AUGAUUGGGAUGUCUAUCAGCCCUUUUAUAGCAGGUCUUUUCAGGAGCUUUACUACUAGUAUCUUUAUAGCUCUCACCCUCUUUGCUUUCUGUAUAAUUUACCUGCACCUUUGCUUGGGCUCCAAUACUGUAAGAAAUGACCAAAGCAACACACAGAUCCAGCAAGUGACUGGAAGCACGGAAGAAGGGCGUCAAAGCCAAGAAACCUGUACUGUUUCGAGUACUGAAUGGCUUCCUAUUCUGAUAUCACCACUGAAACCAUUCCAAAAACAGCCUUCGCAUCUUCUCAUUAGCUUGAGUCUUCUCAGCUACAACCUUGUCCAGUCCUACAUCUUUACUUGCUUAUUGAUCUACACAUCUGUACGUUUUGGAUUCACAGGCAAGGAGAAUGGUUUCAUUAUCUCGAUUGCCCAUUCUAUUGCAGCCUUGUACGUUUUCACUACUUUGUAUAUUGGGCCUAGAGCUAUGGCAUGUCUUCACUCAAGGUGUGGGUUACUUGCGGGCACGAAGCGGAGAGAUCUUAUUCUGGCCUGCAUUUCACUUACCAUCCAAACAGCAUCACUAGCAGUUCUGGGAUUGGCCAAAGAAGCUUUGCAUCUUUAUGUUGCUACAGUACUCCUAUCGUUCAGCUUGCCUGCAUCUUCUUUCAUUAAAGCCUACUUCGCCAGCAAUUUCAAUCGCAAGGAAAGACCAAUGUUCCUUGCUGCUUUAGCAGCAAUGGAAAUGCUUGGUAGUAUUCUGAGCCCUCUUGUUUUUGGAUCUCUCCAGGCUUACUUUACAGUGAAUGGUGUUAUCUUUUAUAUUGCUGCUCAGAUUACUGAAGCGUCUCUGAUCAUGUUAAUUGUUGGUUCACUUUUUGUUAACAGGUCGCAUAUUGUAGCAGAAUAG
Messenger RNA from Cryphonectria parasitica EP155, 888 nucleotides. RefSeq lists its product as uncharacterized. The transcript has a single exon. The coding region runs from base 1 to 888 and encodes 295 amino acids. NCBI's taxonomy places the organism in Eukaryota, Fungi, Ascomycota, Sordariomycetes, Diaporthales, Cryphonectriaceae. The record is from RefSeq and is a predicted model, not a curated record. Gene Ontology annotation, biological process: transmembrane transport. Gene Ontology annotation, molecular function: transmembrane transporter activity. Gene Ontology annotation, cellular component: membrane.